Messenger RNA from Penicillium daleae, 1596 nucleotides. RefSeq lists its product as uncharacterized. The transcript is spliced from 2 exons. Gene Ontology annotation, biological process: carbohydrate transport; transmembrane transport. The record is from RefSeq and is a predicted model, not a curated record. The coding region runs from base 1 to 1596 and encodes 531 amino acids. Gene Ontology annotation, molecular function: carbohydrate:proton symporter activity. NCBI's taxonomy places the organism in Eukaryota, Fungi, Ascomycota, Eurotiomycetes, Eurotiales, Aspergillaceae. Gene Ontology annotation, cellular component: membrane.
AUGGAAAAGCCCAGUGCCGACUUCGUUGAGGACGCGGAGAACCAGCAGCUCGGCCAUAUCGCCAACCAGGAAGACCAUGAAUUGAAUAAAUGGCAGAGUCUGAAGAAGUAUCCCUGGACCUUCUUCUGGUGCGCCUACGCCGUCUGGUGUAUUCUGCUCGUCAGUUUCGAGAACCAGGCGUCCGGCAAUGUCACCGGUAUCCCGGAGUUCCGCAAGGACUUCGGCCAUUACUAUGACGGGAGCUGGGUGCUUGAGGCGAAAUGGCAGUCUGCUUUCAGCGGUGCUCCUGUCGCUUCCGCUGUCAUUGGCGCUCUCUGCUCGGGUCAGAUUGCUGAUGCCAUUGGGCGCAAGUUUACUAUUCUCAUUGCGCUGUUGAUCAGUUUUGCAGCUGUCACGCUGGAGUUUGUCGCGACUACUAAUGAGAUGUUCUUUGGCGGCAAGUUUCUCAAUGGCUUUGCCGUGGGUGCUUUGGCUUCGGUGCCUGUUACCUAUGUCGGCGAGAUCACUCCCCUCGCUCUUCGCGGUACCCUGACUUGCUUGACGGCCCUCGCCUAUGUCAUUGGUCCUCUCGUGGUCGCCCUCAUCACCAACUCGACCGGAACCUAUUCCAACCGCUGGGCCUACCGCGCCGUCUUCUGCGCCCAGUACGGUUUCGCAGCUAUCGCUCUCGCCGGCAUCAUGUUCAUGCCCGAGUCCCCCUGGUGGCUCAUCUCCAAGGGACACGAAGACAAGGCCCGCACCUCCCUCCGCAAGCUGGGCUACAGCGAAAGCGAGACCACCAAGAAAUUUGCCCUGAUUAAAACCACCCUCGAGGAAGUCCGCCACGAAACAGAGGGUGCCACUUAUCUGGAGUGUUUCCGCCGAUCUAAUCUCCGUCGUACCAUCAUCUCCAUCCUGCCGCUGAGUAUCCAGGCCUUCUCCGGCGUCGUCUUUGCGGCUGGUUACUCUACAUAUUAUAUGCAGCUGGCUGGAUAUAGUACCGCGAUGAGUUUCCGGCUCCAGAUUGUGCAGCAGAUUGCCUCGCUUGUCGGUAACGUCAUGUCAUACUUUGUCAUUGACCGCGUCGGCCGUCGCAACCUCAUGUUCUACGGUCUUGCUAUCCUCACUGCGAUCCUGAUGCUGACGGGUGGUCUGGCCGUUGUCGGAUCCCAAACUGGUAACCCCAAUGCCCCGGGUGCUAUCAAGGGUACCGUCGCUUUGAUUCUUAUCUACUGCUGGUGGUAUAACAUGACUAUCGGUGCAGCUGGGUAUACUAUCCUGGCUGAAGUGUCUACCUCCAGACUGCGUAUCAAGACUAUUGCCAUCGGUCUGGCGCUGCAAAAUGCUUUGUACACUAUGUGGUCGUUUGUCCUGCCUUAUCUUUUCAACCCGGAUGAGGCGAACCUUGGUGCCAAGGUUUCCUUCAUCUUUGGCGGACUUUGUGUAAUUUGCCUUGUUUAUCUCUGGUUCUUCCAGCCUGAGACUACCGGCAGGACGUAUGCCGAGCUUGAUGAGAUGUUCAUGAGGAAAGUGCCGGCGAGAAAGUUCAAGACCUACAAGACUGAUGCCGAGGCUAUGGGUGUGGCCGCGAAAGGGGCGGAUGAGAUCGAGGCUUAG